AAACUCAUGAUCUUCAGUUCCUCAGAGAAGUGAAAGCAGCAACAAGGAAUCCAGUAAUUCCUGUUAUCAGCAAGCUUUACAAGUCAGCGGAGCAGGUGGCCCAGAGCCCGCUCUCCAGACACUGCUACCCUCUUUCUGAGCCCUGAAGUCAGAGGAGCCACGAUGCCUCCGCCACCGGCCUGCCUGCUGCUUCUCCUCCUCCUCUCCACCCACAGCGCCCUGGCCCUCAAGAUCUGCUCCUUCAAUGUGAGGUCCUUUGGGGAAUCCAAGAAGGCAAACUGUAAUGCCAUGGAUGUUAUUGUGAAGGUCAUCAAACGCUGUGAUAUCAUACUCCUGAUGGAAAUCAAGGACAGCAACAACAGGAUCUGUCCCACACUGAUGGAGAAGCUAAAUGGAAAUUCAAGAAGAAACAUAACAUACAACUAUGUGAUUAGCUCUCGCCUUGGAAGAAACACAUACAAAGAACAGUAUGCCUUUCUCUAUAAAGAAAAGCUAGUGUCUGUAAAACAAAGCUACCUCUACCAUGACUAUCAGGCUGGAGACGCAGAUGUAUUUUCCAGGGAACCCUUUGUGGUCUGGUUCCAGUCACCCUACACCGCUGUCAAGGACUUCGUGAUUGUCCCCCUGCACACCACCCCUGAGACAUCCGUUAAAGAGAUUGAUGAGCUGGCUGAUGUCUACACAGAUGUGAAACGUCGCUGGAAUGCAGAGAAUUUCAUUUUCCUGGGUGACUUCAAUGCUGGCUGCAGUUACGUCCCCAAGAAGGCCUGGAAGAACAUCCGUCUGAGGAUGGACUCUAAGUUCGUUUGGCUGAUCGGGGACCAAGAGGACACCACGGUCAAGAAGAGCACAAACUGUGCCUAUGACAGGAUCGUGCUUAGAGGAGAAGAGAUUGUCAACUCCGUUGUUCCUCAAUCAAAUCACAUCUUUGACUUCCAGAAAGCUUACAGGUUGUCUGAAAAGAAGGCCCUGGAUGUCAGUGACCACUUUCCGGUUGAAUUUAAACUUCAGUUUUCGAGGGCCUUCACCAACAGGAAAACAUCUGUCUCUUCAAAGAAGAAAAAAAAGGCCAGUCAUGCCUAGAUACAAGGGUGCCAUUUUAUUAACUAUUUCUUGCCUCUAAAUAAAGCAGCUCCAACAGGUAUGAACUGUUCCCUGCGCUCAGGAAACAAGACUGGCCCAAAUGCUUCCAUUUUUCAACUUGAAUCUACUUCAUCUUAAGCCAAACUGGGAAGAGUGUCUUUUAUUCUCCCUCUUGAGCUCAAACCUCCCCUGAAUGUCUAGAAAGGAAACUGGGGGCUUCACAUCCUGACCCCACCAGGUGUCACUGCUCAAAUGGCCAAGAAGCCAUACGAAAAGGAACAUCGGCUUUGUCUUGACCAUCCUGUUCCACAGGAAACAACCCUAAAGGCCAAAACACCAAGGCCUCAACAGUACCCCAUGAUUUGGGCAAUGAACUGCUUUAGGACCUGGCCCUCCUAUGUGAGGUCAGGCCACCAUCACAUCUUGCAGGGAUGCAGGGUGAGGCCAUUCCCACUGAUCUCCCUGCCUCCAAACAGUCUUCCAACUCAGCUAGCCCAGCGAUCACCAGUAUCAUCCUUUGAAAUUCCAAUCUGAUCACAGCCCAGCCCCAUCCCCACCCCAUUUUUAAAUCCUUCAGGAGCUCCUGUCACCACAUGGAGAGCGCCCAGGGUGUCUGGAUGCCCAGGAAGGUCUCUAUUCCCUGGUUUAUCAUGUCAGCCUUACCUUUGCCCACCAUGGACUGUAGCCCAGCAGGACUGCCCCUUCCCUGCAUGCCCCAAGCUCUCCCUCCUUCUGGGCUCAGCAACCCCCAUAUACCAUACUCCUACUAGAACACAGACCUCAUUGUAUGUUCACCAAGGCCACUAUUUGGGCUCUGUGGGGGCCUGGUGGGACAAAGGCCCAGCAGGCUGAGAGGGACUGGAGGAUCCUGUUUUCUUUCCGCAGCUGGACACUUGCAGAGGAGUCCAGCAGCAAGGUACCAUUUUACCAAUAUCCACGGUGACCAUUUUGGUUUUGCUUUGUCUUCCCUCAUAUUGUUUCUUUGAGUAGUACACGAGCAGGAGUAAAUCUGUAAGCAGUACCAAGAAGGGACUGUGCCCAGCCCUCCAUCUCUGGUUUCCUGUCUCAGAAGGGGCCGCUCUUACCAGCUGACGCAUUCUACCUGAGAGACUCUGCAUAAAUAAGCACCGUGUGUAAUCUUGAGAAAUAGAGCCUGGCAUACUAUAUGCGCAGUCCCACUUUUUGCUGAUUUUCCUAAUGAUAUUGAAGGCGAUGUGACUUUUGAUAUAAGAAUGAGAGACUGUAAGCCAGAUAUUUGAGACUUGGUUACAAAUGGCUGAGAGAAUAAAAUCGAAAGUGCCCUGCUUUAAA
This is a messenger RNA of Dama dama (fallow deer), 2394 nucleotides long. It is a transcript of the gene DNASE1L3, whose product is annotated as deoxyribonuclease 1 like 3. Gene Ontology annotation, biological process: programmed cell death involved in cell development; apoptotic DNA fragmentation. Gene Ontology annotation, cellular component: nucleus. The record is from RefSeq and is a predicted model, not a curated record. The transcript is spliced from 8 exons. Lineage: Eukaryota; Metazoa; Chordata; Mammalia; Artiodactyla; Cervidae. Gene Ontology annotation, molecular function: DNA nuclease activity. The coding region runs from base 163 to 1083 and encodes 306 amino acids.